This is a messenger RNA of Lactuca saligna, 1635 nucleotides long. The record is from the annotation of a GenBank genome assembly. NCBI's taxonomy places the organism in Eukaryota, Viridiplantae, Streptophyta, Magnoliopsida, Asterales, Asteraceae.
AUGGAUGAAGAAGAUAGUGAUGUUAGUGAGAAAGAGUACGAUUUCUUUUGGAAAAUGUUUAUCGAUGAUGAAGAAUCGAAGGGUUAUUAUGGAAAGCAUUAUGGUGAUGAAGGUGACUUUUCAUGUCUGGUCUGUGGCACAGUGAAUGAGAAGAAUCUGAAGAGCAGAAACCCUAGACAGAAAACAGGGAUGGCGGAACAGCAACUACAGCAAGAUGGCUACCAAAUUGACAUAGGGAAUCUCAUGGCGUAUGAUCCUCAACAUCAGUUCCAAUCUAUUCCCGAUAAAAGGGAGGAUCUUGUAAAGGAGUGCAUAGCACAUGCUACCAAGUUAAUUCAAGCAGUUGCAGAUAAUCUUUUUAGCUUGCCUUCAACAGAAGAUGCAUCCGGGCCCAUUGUUCCCUUACCUCCUCCAACUACAAAAUUACCUAGAGAAAAACCUCUCCCAAAACCUGCACCUCCAACAAAGUGGGAAGUUUUUGCCAAAAAGAAAGGUAUUCAAAACCGCAAGAAGGACAAAAUUGUCUUUGAUGAACAAACAAGUUCUUGGAAGCGCAGAUACGGUUAUGAUCGUGUAAACGAUGACAACGAUCUUCCAAUCAUUGAAGCAAAAAUGACAGAUGAGCCAGGAGUAGACCCUUUUGCCACAAGAAGAUCAGAAAAGAAACAACGAGUUGAAAAGCAAGAAAAGAAUCGCUUGCAUAAUCUCAAAGAAGCAUCAAAAGUUGGUGCUCUCCCAAGCCAUGUUCAGCUUGCAGCUACUUCAUUACCUAUAACAGGAACACAAGCUCCACCAAGAAAAGUCAGCAAGGAUGAGCUGCAAAAUGUUGCAGGAAUGGCUGCAACUUCAACUGCUAGUGGGGGUAAAUUUGACAAAAAGUUGGCUGGUGAAAAGCCUCCUAAACAUGAUAAGAAAUAUAGAAAGUUUUUACCUGUGGUGGAAGGAUCAGGGAUGGGUUCAUUAGAGAGGCAACAAUCUGACAAAAUUUUAAAUAAAUUAAUGGCCAAGAAUUCCCAUGAAAUCUUCAAUGUUUCUAAGGCUGUGGACAUGUACAAUGUGAAGAAUGACAAGAAACGAAAAAACCAGCAAGGCAAAAACAAGUCCUUUUCAACUUCAAGCAAAUUAAAAGUGAAGAAAAGCCCUUACAAAAGUGCAUCAAAGGGAUCAUCAAAGAAAGGAUCUUCAACAUCUCCCCCCACCGAUCGACGAUUUGAGCCUCAGCCCCUAUCGAUCGACGAUUUCUGUUUCUUCUUAUUAGAUGCUUUCACAAGCGAAGUUGCUUCUUGUAAGUUCUUCGAGAAGUAUUUAUAUUGCCGUUGGUGGGGUUUAAGAAAUUUAAGGAACUUGAGUUGGAGAAAUUCAUAACACAUGAAUUGCCAUUUUGUGAGAUCAUUAAGGCUUUUGAUUUGAUGCUUAAAGGUGAAGGUCUCCCAUGCAUAAUUCGGAUGAGCGAAUAAUUUUAAUGUUAUCGUAUGCCUACAAUGUUAUACCACACUUUGGUAUAAAUUUUAUAUUUCUAUCAAGUUUCAUAAAUUUUUGAUUAAUAGUAUAUUUUAAAAUAAUAUUACAUGUAUUAGAUAAUUUUAUUUUUUUUAGUAAUAGUAUAUUUAAUAAAAAGAUUCUUGAACAUCGGGG